Messenger RNA from Acanthosepion pharaonis, 618 nucleotides. NCBI's taxonomy places the organism in Eukaryota, Metazoa, Mollusca, Cephalopoda, Sepiida, Sepiidae. The record is from the annotation of a GenBank genome assembly.
AUGUAUGUAUGUAUGUAUGUAUGUAUCUAUCUAUCUAUCUAUCUAUCUAUCUAUCUAUCUAUCUAUCUAUCAACAUCUGUUCAGAUUUCUCUUCGUCUGUUCCUAUCUAUCUAUCUAUCUAUCUAUCUAUCUAUCUAUCUAUCUAUCUAUCUGAUGUUUUAUUUUGAAUUUUUGCAAAUGCCCCGCCCGUCCAAGAAAUCACGUAACAGGAGGUAUUUGAUCACCAAAAGACAUAAAGAAGAUCAAUCUACAUUUUUUCAUAUUUUUCUCUUCGUCUGUUCACAUAUAUGCAUGUAUGUAUGUAUGUAUGUAUCUAUCUAUCUAUCUUUCUGUCUAUCUAUCUAUCUAUCUAUCUAUCUAUCUAUCUAUCUAUCUAUCUACAUCUGUUCAGAUUUCUCUUCGUCUGUUCCUAUCUAUCUAUAUAUCUAUCUAUCUAUCCAUCUAUCUAUCUACAUCUGUUCAGAUUACUAUUCGUCUGUUCCUAUCUAUCUAUCUACAUCUGUUCAGAUUUCUCUUCGUCUGUUCCUAUCUAUCUAUCUAUCUAUCUAUCUAUCUAUCUAUCUGAUGUUUUAUUUUGAAUUUUUGCAAAUGCCCCGCCCGUCCAAGAAAUGUAAUUGA